This is a messenger RNA of Hippoglossus stenolepis (Pacific halibut), 3189 nucleotides long. It is a transcript of the gene agpat4, whose product is annotated as 1-acylglycerol-3-phosphate O-acyltransferase 4 (lysophosphatidic acid acyltransferase, delta). Gene Ontology annotation, molecular function: 1-acylglycerol-3-phosphate O-acyltransferase activity. The transcript is spliced from 9 exons. Gene Ontology annotation, cellular component: mitochondrial outer membrane; endomembrane system. The record is from RefSeq and is a predicted model, not a curated record. The coding region runs from base 282 to 1415 and encodes 377 amino acids. NCBI's taxonomy places the organism in Eukaryota, Metazoa, Chordata, Actinopteri, Pleuronectiformes, Pleuronectidae.
CACAGUUUCAAGAAGGAAGCGGCACAGGCGUCUCCAUCCCCGGCUCCAGGCGUGGUCUCAGACGGGUGUGGUGUUCUGGGGCUUGUUCGGCUGAAGUUCAGCAGCAGCAGCAGCAGCAGCAGCACAUGUACAGAGCAUGACAGAGAUGUGAGGAGCAGAGAGGAGCUGACAUGGAGAGAAGAGUGAACUCUGGUGCUUGUGCGUAAUUCUCCUCUGAUCGGUGCGUCAGGGCUGUGAGUGUGUGUGUGAGAGAGAGAGGGAGGACGCUGUGAUAGAGAACAAUGGGCCUCCUGCAGCUGCUGAAGUCCCAGUUCGUGUGCCACCUGCUCAUUUUCUACGUGUUCCUGGCGUCGGGCCUCAUCGUCAACCUGUUGCAGAUCUGCACCCUGCCUCUGUGGCUGGUCAGCAAGCGGCUGGCCCGCAGGAUCAACAUCCGACUGUGCUACUGGGUCAGCAGCCAGCCGGUAGCUGUCCUGGAGUGGUGGUCUGGGACACAAUGUACGCUCUACACGGAUCCAGAGAGCUACACACUGUACGGGAAAGAGAACGCCAUCGUGGUUAUGAACCACAGUUUUGAGAUCGACUUCCUGUGCGGCUGGACCUUCUGUGAAAGAUUCGGAGUCCUCGGGAGUUCAAAGGUGUUGGCCAAGAAGGAGCUGGCUUAUGUUCCAGUGAUUGGUUGGAUGUGGUACUUCAUGGAGAUCGUUUUCUGUAAGAGGAAAUGGGAGGAGGACAGAAGGACGGUGGCGCAGAGUCUUCAGAAACUGUGGGAUUACCCAGAAAAGUUCUGGUUCUUGCUUUUCUGUGAAGGCACGCGCUUAACGCCAAAGAAGCACGAGGUCAGCAUGCAGGUGGCUGAGAGCAAAGGUCUGGCCAAACUGAAGCAUCAUCUCCUGCCCAGGACCAAGGGAUUCUGGGUAACCGUCCAAAACCUCAGGGGAACAGCUGUGGCUCUUUACGAUUCCACACUGAACUUCAGAAACAACGAGAAGCCGACCGUGCUCGGAAUUCUCAGCGGGAAGAAAUAUCAUGCAGAUUUAUAUGUGAGGAGAAUCCCUCUGGAGCAGAUCCCCGAAGGUGAGGCCGAGUGCGCCGCCUGGCUCCACAAGCUCUACCAGGAAAAGGACAGCUUUCAGGAGCAUUACACACAGACGGGACGUUUCCCCGGGCCAAAAACAAGCCCCCCAUCCCGACCAUGGUCCUUGAUCAACUGGCUGAUCUGGUCCUGCCUGCUCCUCUACCCUCUGGGCCUGCUGCUCGCUCGACUCAUCAGCUCUGGAUCAGUGUUUACCCUCUUGGCUGCUGGGGCUCUCUGCGCCGCAGCUUCACUGGGAGUUCGCUGGAUGAUCGGCCAGACUGAGGUCGACAAAGGCUCCAGUUACGGGAACAAGGAGGUUCUUCUGAACAUCAACUGAGUCGACUCUGAGAAUCUUAAGAACACCAGCCUGACGGGAGCUUGCUGGUCCAACAAGUACAAACUUGCUUCAAAGCACAAAACAAACAGGGUUGUCUUGUUUUUAUGCUCUUGAGCCGAACUGGGAUGAUCAUGAUAGUGGACUGAGGUGAGCAGCUUCCUUUAGGUUCCUUAUCAUAAAAAUAUGAGCCAAGAAAACAACAUUCACUGUAAAUCAGAAGGUUCAUAUUUAAAUACAGUCGAGGCAGAAAUUCUCGCUAAAAAGACUAAUUGAAAAUUCAAACAAGUGAAAAAUUUAACUCUUUGAUUGACAUUUUUAUGCUUGAAUAAAAUAUAUUUUACUUAAAAAAGAUUAAUACUGGUUCCUUGAUGUUAAGUGUUUGUAACGAACUCUGCAAAAGCAGCAGAGGUCCAGAAGUUGUAGUGCGUCCUUUUGUCCUUGUCAGGACUAGUAGACCUCAUGGGGACCAAACCCGGUCCUAAUUAUGCAAAACGUAAUUUCUGAGGUCCUGGUUCAGAUUAGAGAGAAGAUGUGAAUUGUUGAUUCAGUUUCAGUUUUGGUUAGGACAGCCACAAUGAAUGGAAUGCAGUGUCCUAACAAGGAUGGCUUUGCUAACUCUGUGUGCGUGUGUGUACUUGUACUUUUGAGCAGAGACCUUGUGGAGUGAGGACACUUUGGCAGGACCUCACUUUUUCAAAGGGCUGUUAAAGGGUUAACACUUGGUUUUAGGGUUAGAAAAUGGAGUGGAAUAGGGAACUAAUUAUGCCAAUCAGUGUCUUCAGUAAGAUAGUACAGGAAUGUGUGUGUAUGCGUUUAGCAGCAGUAGUGAGGGAGAGCAGGCAACGUUUCUAAUUGUAAUGAACUUCACUCGAGCAACGAGAGCAGCUCCUCACCAGUUAACAGAUUUCCUUGAAAAAAAAAACCUGAAGGCUUCAACUUGUCAUCCACUAAAAAGCUGAUGUUUGUACUUGCACAUUAACAAGUGAUGAAUAACGUACUGUGCAUUAGAAGGUGUUGAGAUCAGGACUAAAGACGAGGAGAGUCACAGCCUGAGCUGCAGGUCACCUCCCUGUGGUUUUAAUAAAUGCAUGUACAGGCACAUAACCUAAAUGCUCCACGUGGAGACACAGCUAAUCUACCAGGCAUCUCGUAUUGACAGUAGACACAGAGGUAAAGCGAGCACGUACUUCAGUCCCUCUCCUCCCUCCCUCCUUCCUCAUAUCUCCAGUUAGCAUCUCAGAGAGGACGUAGCAGAGCUCCAGAUAUCUGCUGCUCGUCUGUGACCUUUGCUCAUUAAACCUGCAAAAUGGUGGUGGUGUUCAAAUGAGUGAGCUAUUCAUCUCGGCUGUUCACUGCGAAGAUGUUGUUCCUCAACCAAAGUGACUCGGCUCAUUCAGGCCUGAUGAUGUCACUUUGUUGUUGAUGUUUCUGACAUAGCAAAUCACAAAGCUAUGAGGAAGACAUCAUUUCAUAUCUUUGUUGAUUUAUUUCCCUCUGUCACCAUCAUGCCAUGUCCCGUUCCUCCAGCCCUCUCCCGGUACCGGGACAUUUCAGUCACUGCCUGUCACAGGAAGAAACCUUUGUGUCGUUUGUGUUGGUUUGAAGUCACCUAAGCCUCUAAGACAAUUGCCUACAAUGCAGUGAAAUUUUAUUUUUUUAUCUUCCUAUAACAAACAUUUUUUAUUAAACAAGGUUUUAUAUUAAAAGAUAAUUAGCUAAAUUGUCAUGUGUCUUAUUAAAUCAUGGUGCAAUAAAAACAGAUAUUAAAAGGAAA